GACUUCAGGUCAGUUAACACACACAAAGAUGGAGCUGGGCGACAUUUCAGACCUUGUGGAAGCAAAAAUACAGGACAACCAAGCAGUACUUUUGAGUCAGCUUGAUAAGUUAAUGUCUAGUAAGCUGAACAAGUUCCAGCAACAAAUACAAGAGAACCAACGAGACUUGAGCGACGUGCAGGUUGUGAAGAUUGAGGAAAUGACUAAAGACUCGUAUACAUUUCGUAAACGAGGAAAUGAAGAGCAACAUAAGGUCAACGUCAAGGCAAUAAGGAAAAUGAAGGAGGCGGAUGCCAUCCUCGAGGCAGACAGCGCUACCAGCUACAUUGGAGAAGCAAGAGCAAAAAUAUCGGAAGAGCGGGAUCAUCGACGGCAGUGAGCAGUAGAGCGAGCACAU
Patiria miniata (bat star) is the source of this 397-nucleotide messenger RNA. RefSeq lists its product as uncharacterized. Lineage: Eukaryota; Metazoa; Echinodermata; Asteroidea; Valvatida; Asterinidae. The transcript has a single exon. The record is from RefSeq and is a predicted model, not a curated record. Bases 29 to 379 code for a protein of 116 amino acids.